Molecule: messenger RNA, 3306 nt
Organism: Neogale vison (American mink)
Lineage: Eukaryota; Metazoa; Chordata; Mammalia; Carnivora; Mustelidae
Gene: RIOX1
Product: ribosomal oxygenase 1
Exons: 1
Coding region: 44-2047 (667 amino acids)
Cellular component (GO): nucleolus
Molecular function (GO): histone H3K4 demethylase activity; histone H3K36 demethylase activity
Source: RefSeq, a predicted model, not a curated record
UCCUUUCCACCCAGGCCGGCCGGCCUCGGAAGGGGUUCGCGCCAUGGACGGGCUCCGGGCCAGCACCGGGCUGCUGAGGCGCGGGAGGUUGAGACGCCGGCGCCAGUCGCAGCCACACAGCGGGUCGGUGCUGGCCCUGCCCCUAAGGCCCAGGAAGAUCCGAAGGCAGCUAAGGAGAAGCGUGGCAUCCCGCAUGGCCGCACUGAGGGCCCAGACGCUGCCCAGCGAGGACUCGGAGGACUCGAGGGUGGAGUCGGCGGUAGACGAUCAGGGGGACCCGCUGCCUGGUGGGGCGGCGGCCAUCCCCGAUGCGGCCCGGCGAGAGCCGUAUGGCCACCUGGGGCCUGCAGAGCUGCUGGAGGCCUCGCCCGCGGCUCGCUCCCUCCAAACCCCUCGCUCCCUGGCGGAGGGGCAAACCCCGCCCGCCCGCCUGGUGGAGGCGCAAACCCCGCCGGCCCGCCUGGUGGAGGCGCCCGCCCUGCCCGCGCGCCUGGUGCCGGCUUCCGCGCCGCCCGCGCGCCUGGUGGACGUGCCCGCCGCGCCCGCCCGCGUGGUGGAAACCUCGGCCCUGCUGUGCAAUGCCCAGCACUUGGCGGCCGCCCCGCCGUCCGCAGCCCCCGCCACGCUGUCCGGGCCACAGGUGGACAGCACGGGCGGGGAGCUGGCCUGGGACUCCCCGCUGCAGCGCGUCCUGGCCGAGCUGAACCGCAUCCCCAGCAGCCGGCGGCGGGCGGCGCGCCUCUUCGAGUGGCUCAUCUCGCCCAUGCCGCCGGACCACUUCUACCGGCGCCUGUGGGAGCGGGAGGCGGUGCUGGUGCGGCGGCAGGACCCCGCCUACUACCAGGGGCUUUUCUCCACCGCAGACCUGGACUCCAUGCUGCGCCACGAGGACGUGCAGUUCGGGCAGCACCUGGACGCUGCUCGCUACGUCAACGGGCGGCGCGAGACCCUGAACCCGCCCGGCCGCGCGCUGCCCGCCGCCGCCUGGUCCCUGUACCAGGCCGGCUGCUCCCUGCGCCUCCUCUGCCCGCAGGCCUUCUCGACCACCGUGUGGCAGUUCUUGGCUGUGCUCCAGGAGCAGUUUGGCAGCAUGGCAGGCUCCAACAUUUACCUCACGCCCCCCAACUCGCAGGGCUUUGCCCCCCACUACGACGACAUCGAGGCUUUUGUGCUGCAGCUGGAAGGUAGGAAGCUCUGGCGCGUCUACCGCCCCCGGGUCCCGACGGAGGAGCUGGCGCUGACCUCCAGCCCCAACUUCAGCCAGGACGACCUCGGGGAGCCGGUGCUGCAGACCGUGCUGGAACCUGGAGAUUUGCUCUAUUUUCCUCGGGGCUUCAUCCACCAAGCCGAAUGCCAGGAUGGAGUGCACUCCCUGCACCUCACCUUGUCCACGUACCAGCGCAAUACCUGGGGCGACUUCCUGGAGGCCGUACUGCCUCUGGCAGUGCAAGCUGCCAUGGAAGAAAAUGUAGAGUUUCGAAGGGGUCUCCCGCGAGACUUCAUGGAUUACAUGGGGGCCCAGCACUCGGAUUCUAAGGAUCCACGAAGAACGGCUUUCAUGGAGAAGGUUCGAGUCCUGGUUGCCCGCUUGGGACACUUUGCCCCUGUCGAUGCUGUGGCUGACCAGCGAGCCAAAGACUUCAUCCACGACUCUCUGCCCCCUGUACUGACUGAUAGGGAGAGGGCGCUCAGUGUUUACGGGCUCCCAAUUCGCUGGGAGGCUGGCGAACCUGUGAACGUGGGGGCCCAGUUGACAACAGAAACGGAGGUGCACAUGCUUCAGGAUGGGAUAGCCCGGCUGGUGGGGGAGGGAGGCCAUUUGUUUCUCUAUUACACAGUGGAGAACUCCCGUGUUUAUCAUCUGGAGGAGCCCAAGUGCUUGGAGAUAUACCCUCAGCAAGCUGAUGCCAUGGAACUCUUGCUCCGCUCCUACCCAGAGUUUGUGAGAGUAGGGGACCUGCCCUGUGACACUGUGGAGGACCAGCUUUCCUUGGCAACCAUGUUAUAUGACAAGGGGCUGCUGCUCACCAAGAUGCCUCUGACCUGAACUAGUUCCUGGUUGAUUGCUGGAAGCAAGACAGUGGUGAUUCUUAACCACCAUUACCACCUUUUUUGCGGGAGCUGGGAGAGGGGUGGGGGGGACUCAGGUACUUUGAGAACCUUUUACCUUUAGGACUGCUUACAUUUACCUUUAAGACUGCUUUAAUGUCACAAAUUUCAGACGGUUUUCUAGGAAUCAACACUUCACCUAGGCACAAAAGUAAAAGCAGACGUUGGAGGUGGCAAAAAGGAGCUCUUGCUGCAGAAGUAACUUUGAUCCUGAUCAUUUCAGAACACCAGCCUCAUCGUCACCCCCAGGCCUCAGUGUGCUGUGUAGCACCUGCUGUGUCAUUCUUCUUGAGACAUUAGAUAUUUUUAUUUGGAAUUUGCAUCCUUCAUUUGAGUUCUCUUUCCUCAGUUUGCGGGGAGGGUUGGGGCUAGUAUCCUGUUUGUGACCGUGAGUUUGUGUGAAUGCUAGAAAAGUUAUUAAAGUGCCAAAGACUGUUUCUAGAUUAUUUUUUUAAAGACUAGAUUAUUAUGUGACGUGGUUUGAAGGAAUUGGGUUGGGGGAGAUAGGGAAAAUCUAUAAUGGCUGAGAUGAAAGGUAACUUGGGAUGGUUGUAGGAUUGGGGCCAAUUCUGUAACUUGAGGGGUAAUCAUUUUAAUCAUGCUACUUGAACCCCAAACAGCACAAUCCUACUGGAAAAAUUAAGAGUGAACUGUGUUUUUGCUCAGUGCUUGCUAGCAUCAGUAGCUGGCAUUGCUCCCAAAGGGGCAGCAUGUCACCUACUUGUGCCUCAGUCAAUCAUCUGGUAGCAAGCUGGCCAGGAAGGAAGGCUGGUGUUCAAGUUACUUUCCACUCUCAUUUUUUUCCUGGCAGUUGGAAGAAUCUUCCCCAAACCUGGCAAGUGAAUAUUCUCAUGGUUGGUGGAAGAGAGCCUGGUGUACCAGAGCGAGUCCUGGACUUGGAACCAGAAGACCUGGGUUUGGGGUGGUGGCUGGUAGGCAACCGACUGAAUGAUCUGAGGCUGCUGCUACGCCUGGGCACAGAUUUUGUUAAGUACAUUUUGGUACAGCUUGGUAUCCGCACUUCAUUUAGGUUGUGUCUGGAACUUUAAGAUCCUAUCACCGUAACUGACAGGUGCAGUUACAUAAGGUUGAGAACUUUAUGAAGUUUUUUGUUGUUUUUUUUUUAAUGGAUGUACAUAAAGUGAUUGCUCUCUCCAGCCCCACUUUCGUAACUGCUAUUAAAAGUUAAACUUACAA